AUCGAGAGUGCAACUAUCAGAGAAGUGCUUCGCGACGACGCGAUUGCCAAUAACGGACAGAUAGACAACUCACUCACCAUUGAUCCAUCGGGCUUAGUCGUGACAGCCCGGACUGAAGCUUGUCCGGCAUAUCGCUGUCAAAAUGGAGGCGAUUGUACACGAACUGGAAGUUUCCCAGAUUAUGUGUAUACGUGCGAGUGCCCGGAUGGUUACACGGGAACCUCCUGCGAGGAAACAGAUGAACCUGGGAACGGAGGAAUCAUUGCCACUGUCACUACAGCCGGUGCACUCCUGUUAUGCAGCAUUGUUGUCAUGCUAUGCGCUUGCGUUAUCAAGGCAGGUCGCUCUGCUUCUCAACGACGUAGACGUUUUGCACAACAGGAUAUGGACCAUGCCAGACAGCGUUAUCGCUACGGAGUGAGGAAUUGGACUCGUCCUGCUAUCAUGCCCCGCACCAUCUCGGCAAUGGACGAUGGAUCAAUGGACGACGCACGCGCAUUCUAUGGGGCCUAUGACUAUAGUACUAACUAUCGUAGAGAGGACGGCUUCUCGGGGCCUUACUCUCCAUACAUGAUACCAGGCCCAGCACUGAUGCGCAGAAUGGAUCAAGAAAUGAUGAGAGACGAUUUCUUAUACUGAAUAUAGCCAUAAUGCAACUAAAUACUACGUGUCAACCAAAAACAUGUCCUACUUUUUUGAUCAUAAAUAACUCUGUUGUUUACCAACAGAAUCCAACCAUUGUGAUUUAGAUCAUGUAACAAGGCAUGACACAUUUUAUGGAGUGAGUUUGAUCAGCU
Messenger RNA from Patiria miniata (bat star), 797 nucleotides. RefSeq lists its product as uncharacterized. NCBI's taxonomy places the organism in Eukaryota, Metazoa, Echinodermata, Asteroidea, Valvatida, Asterinidae. The transcript has 7 exons. Bases 313 to 639 code for a protein of 108 amino acids. The record is from RefSeq and is a predicted model, not a curated record.